Pantherophis guttatus is the source of this 4749-nucleotide messenger RNA. NCBI's taxonomy places the organism in Eukaryota, Metazoa, Chordata, Lepidosauria, Squamata, Colubridae. The record is from RefSeq and is a predicted model, not a curated record.
GGUUGAGCCCCGGCUUUUUCCUGCGGGGCGGGCAGGAGGCGGUGCAGAGCGGCAGCCCAUCGCUCCCCCCUCCCGCAGCGCCAGCUCGGAUUGGCAAAGGAGGGGCUUCGUUGCCGCGGCCGCCACCGCCACAAGCCGGGCUGCGCGAACAGGGAGCGGCCGUUCGGCUCGGCUGGAGAGCAGCUUUUCGCGGGGAGCGGGAUCCCAGCACCAUGACGGGGCCCCGGGGGCUCGCGCUUCUCCUCCUCCUCCUCCUCCUCCGCCUGCUAGGCGGCCGCACCGAGAGGACCCGCCAAGCUCCAGGCAUAAACUCUGCGGGGAAGCCCACCAGCUCAUUUUCCCACCGUGAGGAGCUCACAAGCAGCACCUUUCUCAGGAGGAAGACUGGGCCCUCCAGAUACCCCACCCCGGAGAGUCUGAAGCAAAUGCCAGAAGAGUCCCUGGAUGCUCUGGCUCCCAAGCUGGCCUUGCCCUCAAAGGGGGCCUCCUUGGGGCCCACCGCACGACCAACCCCUCCUGCCAGGAAGAAGCAGGAGAACCAGCGGCUGAAGCUGGCCACCAACCCCAGGCCCUUUGUGGAGAGCCGGCAGCCCCCGGAGGAUUUGGGGGAAGGGCUCCCCGCAUCUCUGGAUGAGAAGCCCACCAUGCCUGUGGGGGACGGCAGGGAAAGCAGCCUCGCUGUGACCAGCCAUUCUUCGUUCCAGAUCUCUCCUUUCACAGUUCUGCCAGCGACCCAGGGUCCUAGUACUUCUCCUCGAGGGGUGACCGAGACCCUUGAAAAGGAAGCCGUGAUCCUGCCCAAUAGCCCACCCGAGAGUGCCGAGGAUGAGGUUGUGAAGGGGGGAUCUUCCUCUAGGGAAGAGGGCCAAGAAGCGACUUCUGCCAUCGUGAGCCCCCCAGAACAGCUGCCGAGUCUCUGCAGCAUGAAUUUCUCUGAACCGGAGGGCUACAUCGACUCAGCCGAGGCUCCGCUGGUGUCCCAGAACGACUUCCUGGAGUGCACCUUCCGUGUGACAGUGUACACCGGAUAUGGUGUGGAGCUGCAGGUGAAGAGCGUGAACCUGUCCGAGGGGGAAGUGCUGGCCAUUCGCGGGGAGGACGACGGCCACUUGGUCACACUGGCCAACCAGACCCUCCUGGUAGAAGGCCAGGUCAUCCGCAGCCCCACCAACACCAUCUCGGUCCUCUUCCGAGCCUUCCCGGAUGGCCUUGGGACUUUCCAGCUGCAUUAUCAAAUAUUUAUGCUGAGCUGCAGCUUCCCACGGAGGCCCAAUUUCGGGGAGGUGGCCGUCAUGGGCCUGCACUCGGGGGGCCUGGCUCAUUUUAACUGCCACCUGGGCUACGAGCUGGAGGGGCCCCAGAGCCUGACCUGCCUCAAUGCUUCCAAGCCGCACUGGAGCGCCCUGGAACCUAUCUGCUCAGCCCCCUGCGGAGGCACCGUGCGCAAUGCCACCAUUGGCCGCAUCUUGGCACCAACCUCUCCGAGGAGCCCCUCGGGCAGUGUGGCUUGUGUGUGGAUGGUCAGCGCCCCUGAGGGGCAGAAGCUCCACCUGCACUUUGAGAGGCUGGUCCUGGGGGGCAAACAACGAAUGGUGGUCUACGGCGGAGAAUCGAACCGCUCAGCUGUGCUCUACGAUUCUCAGCAGGGCAGCAACGUGCCCUUCGAAGGAGUCAUCAGUGAAGGAAACGCCUUGCGUGUUGACUUCACCUCGGACGACCCCGACGGAGAGCCCACCUUCAACAUUCGAUUCGAAGCCUUUGAGAAGGGCCACUGCUACGAGCCCCACCUGCAGAAUGGCAACUUCACCACCUCUGAUGCCACCUACAACCUUGGAGCAAUCGUGGAGUUCACCUGCGACCCCGGCCACAGCCUGGAGCAGGGGCCCGCGGUCAUUGAGUGCAUCAACCUCAGGGACCCCUACUGGAACGACACGGAGCCCUUGUGCCAAGCCACCUGCGGAGGAGAGCUCUCCACGGCGGCUGGAGUCAUCCUGUCCCCCAACUGGCCAGAGCCCUAUGCGGAGGGCGAGGACUGCAUCUGGAAGGUUCACGUGGAGGAGGAGAAGCGAAUCUUCCUGGACAUCCAGCUCUUGAACCUGAGCCAGAGUGACAUCCUCACGGUCUAUGAUGGGGAUGACCUCAACAGCCACAUCCUGGGCCAGUUCCUGGGCAGCAGCGGGCCCCAGAAGCUCUACUCCUCCACGCCCGAUUUGACCAUCCAGUUCCACUCGGACCCGGCCGGCCUCAUCUUCGGGAAGGGGCAGGGCUUCACCAUGAGCUACAUCGAAGCCUCGCGGAACGAGUCCUGCUCAGACCUGCCAGAAAUCCAGAAUGGCUGGAAGACCACUUCUCACACUGAGCUGGUUCGGGAGGCCAAAAUUACCUACCAGUGUGACCCAGGCUACGAUAUUGUUGGCAGCGACACCCUCACCUGCCAGUGGGACCUCACCUGGAGCAGCGACCCCCCUUUCUGCGAGAAAAUCAUGUACUGCACGGACCCCGGAGAGGUGGAACACUCGACCCGCUUAAUUUCGGACCCGGUGCUCCUGGUUGGCACCACCAUCCAGUACACCUGCAACCUGGGCUUUGUGCUUGAGGGGAGCUCCCUUCUCACCUGCUACAGUCGGGAGACAGGAACCCCCAUCUGGACCUCGAGGCUGCCCCGCUGCGUGCCAGAGGAAUCCCUGGCCUGCGACAACCCAGGUCUCCCCGAAAACGGGUACCAGAUCCUCUACAAACGCCUGUACUUGCCGGGCGAGUCGCUGACCUUCAUGUGCUACGAAGGCUUCGAGCUGCUCGGGGAGCUGACCCUCAAGUGCAUUUUGGGGCAGCCCUCCCGGUGGAGUGGGCCGCUCCCCACCUGCAAAGUCAACCAAGACAGCUUUGAACAUGCCUUGGAAGUAGCAGAAGCUGCUGCAGAAACGUCCUUGGAGGGAGGCAACAUGGCACUGGCCAUCUUCAUCCCCGUUCUUGUCGUUUCCUUGCUGCUGGGGGGCGCCUAUGUCUACAUCACGAGAUGUCGCUACUAUUCCAGUCUGCGGCUGCCCCUCAUGUAUUCACAUCCAUACAGCCAAAUCACGGUGGAGACGGAGUUUGAUAAUCCAAUUUACGAGACGGGGGAAACCCGGGAAUACGAGGUGUCCAUCUGAAGCAGCCCCUGACACACCCCACCUCGACUUCCACCCCCAAUAUCUCCUCAAGGGACCCACUUGGAGAUGUGGUGGAAUCUGCCCGAGAGCUUGAACCCGCUGCUCUCCUUUCGCUUUCCAUCCAGCUGUGCCCACUUCUUCCUCCUUGUCUUGGUGGACCCUCCCUCAGUGAUCUCUCAAGCCUCAUGGCGGGUGCUGAGCUCAGGCUUUGCUGGCAUGGAGCUGAGUCCACUUGGCAACGCAGCUGCUCAUGUGGCCAACCACAAGGGACACCCUUGCUUGGUUCUUCUUCUGGGUCUUGUGGAUGUGUUUUGCAAACCUGCAAACCUGAGGCUCCCUCUGGCGAAGGAGUGAGACUUGGCUUGCCCACUGUGGCCAAAGCUCCGACCUCUUGGCAGGGCAGCUCUUCUCUUGGCCUCCUCUGGGCACAGCUGGUACCAUUUCUGCCUCUGCCUGAAUGGGGCAAGGAAGUGGAGCCGCCAGGGGAGACCCAGAAGCCCAGUCAAGGGAAACCCAUGCCUUUUCCCAUUUUUAUUUCGAGUGUGAGGUAUGAAUUGCAGCAGCCCCUUAGUCCGGAUGAGUGAGGAGGAAGAAGAUGCAAAGCAGGGGCUUUGGAAGAUGAAGGGCAGAGGACCUUUUGAGGGGGGCUCUCGGACAUGGUCCUUCUGAAGAAAUCCUUGGCCGUUGCAACCUCUCCUGGCCCUGAUAAUGUGCUGCCUCUGGGCAAGUUCCCCUUUGCACUGGAGCAUUCUUUGCGGGCUUUGGCAAAGGCAGCCCCUGGAGAUCUGCUAUCAGAAAGGAUGGAGAGAGGUGGUGGAUCAGGCCAUUGUCCCACCCACCUGGUCCCUUUCCCAAGCAGAACUGCUAGUGAUCCAGCUCAUUCCAGAGGCCUCUGGCACUGCCACCCACCCACCAGGUUGCAUCAGGAGCCCCGGGAACCUAAAUGUGACUUAAAAUGCAGGGGUGAAAGGUCAGCUGGAUGAGCUACAAGAACACCUGAGACAGGCUGACACCACCCCCUCCCCACCCAUGCACACACUUGGAGUUGUGUCCAGGACAAAUACCCCCCCCCAAGUGACUCGGCUGCUUGUCCUGCUGGACGCCUCUGCCCUGGAACAAGUCGGGUUUUAAGGAGGAGAAAGAGAAGGGCCAAAUGGGCUCCCUGCUGCCCCUCUUUCCAUGGAAACGUGAUGAGGACAGAAGACUUUGCCCCUCCCCCUUGCCCCUCAGCCCCCCCUCCCCUGCUCAAGCCCACUCUUGUUACCUGGAUGAACUGGAGGAGGAAGAUAUUGGGCUGGUUUAUCCCCGUCUUUGUAAAAACAGUGAAAAUGUAACCAUGACAAUUUUUUAAAACAUGUCUGUUUUAGAUUAGAAAUCCAAGCUGGUACAUCUCUGCAGGUGUCAAGGAUUUGGGUGUGUGUGGGUGGCUGUGUUUUUCCCUCCUUUUAAAGCAUACAGGCCGCCCUCCCCCCCUCCCUCCCCCUCCUGUGAAAGUGUAUUGUGGUUUGCGAAGGCUGGGAAAGGCAGUGUGCCAAGAAGCAAAUGUACACAACUUCUCUCCUUUUAUAAGUGUGAUGGGAUUAAAUAUUUUUGAAGAUGA